Molecule: messenger RNA, 1178 nt
Organism: Brassica napus (rape)
Lineage: Eukaryota; Viridiplantae; Streptophyta; Magnoliopsida; Brassicales; Brassicaceae
Exons: 2
Coding region: 122-1087 (321 amino acids)
Cellular component (GO): chloroplast
Source: RefSeq, a predicted model, not a curated record
AAGAUUUAUACAUUCACCCCAGAUAAAUACUUUUGUUCAAUAACACCCCCUACCCCGAUUAAACUCAGUUUCCAGAGUGAGCUGCUUUUACUCUAAAGAUGAAGAAAAGCUGAAACAAAAAAUGACGAUUUCUACAUUACUCUCAAUCUCUCCUUGCACUCUGUCUCCCUCAUCCACAAAAACACAUCUACUGACUCCAAUACCCACUAGGCCUUUCUCAUCUCCCAUCUCUCCAGGAGGAUUGAAUCAGAACAGUACCCUACAGAGUCAAAGGUACAGUCUUUUCUACCCAUCACGCCGUGACUUCACCACCCGUUGCUCUUCUCCAGAUGGGUUUCUCCGAGAAGAAGAAGAAGAUAACGAACUCAUCCAGCUUCCUCCGUCUAUUGGCGCAAACCCAUUGAAACUCGCGAUAUGCGUUGUGUUCUGGACCGCUUUCUCUUUGCUCUGGUUCGCUAGGUCCGGCGAUGCCAAAGGCGCCGCUGACUCCAUCAAAUCAUCCACCUUUGGUCUCAAAAUCGCCGCUGCUCUCCGCCGGUUUGGUUGGCGAGACGAAGCUGUGGUCUUUGCUUUAGCCACGCUUCCGGUUAUCGAGCUCCGUGGUGCUAUACCAGUUGGUUAUUGGAUGCAGCUUAAACCAACGGUUCUCACUUUCUUCUCUGUUCUUGGCAAUAUGGUUCCGGUUCCAUUUAUCAUACUCUACCUCAAAAAGUUAGCCUCUUUCUUGGCGGGUAAGAGCAGAACAGCUUCUAAGUUACUUGAAAUCUUGUUCAAAAGAGCUAAAGAGAAGGCUGGACCUGUGGAAGAGUUCCAGUGGUUAGGACUAAUGCUCUUUGUAGCCGUUCCGUUCCCUGGAACUGGUGCUUGGACAGGAGCUAUCAUAGCAUCGAUCCUAGACAUGCCCUUCUGGUCUGCUGUUUCCUCUAAUUUCUGCGGGGUUGUGUUAGCGGGGCUGCUUGUGAACUUGCUGGUGAAUCUUGGUUUGAGAGAAGCUAUUGUGGCUGGUGUUGCUCUCUUCUUUGUGUCUACGUUUAUGUGGAGUGUUAUGAGGAAGAUUAGGAAGUCUAUAAGACCAACUUUGCCUUGAAUUGGUUUUUGAUGAUGAGCAAGAACAGAGUUCUUCACAUAUUGUUACUUGUUUCUUCUCACUGUUAGUAAUGUUCAAGUGAUUUUUGGUA